AUGCCUCUUAUCCAUGGCGCAAAAUGGGCUUGCUCGUCCUGUAUCAAGGGUCACCGAGUGAGCGGCUGCAGCCACAAUGAUCGUGAACUGCACCACAUCAACCCCAAGGGUCGCCCUGUCAAGCAAUGCGAGCACUGUCGCGGCGCUCGCAAGUCCAAGUCUCACCACGCAAAGUGCGACUGCGGCGACAAGAAAGACAAGGACAAACUCAAGGACAAGGGUGACGCCAAAGGUACGACGCCGACGACUGGCAUGGCCGACCCCGACCACCUCUCCAACGAUGCUCUAGCUCACGACACGGGCUGCCAGUGCCACUCGGGCGCCAAAUGCAUAUGCGGCACCGUCAAGGAAGAACUCAAAGUCGACACUAGCCGUCAGACGCUCCACGAUGCCCGCGCAAAACCAAAGUUGAUGACGACGCACUCGGAGAGUCACUUGACCGUCUUUUCCAACGGCCACCACAAGCCCUGCCACCGCAACAACAACACGGCCCACAUCUCUGGCGCGCCUUACAAGAUCCCCCGCCCCCAUACGCUACACGGUCAUUCGGCAUUUGCUGCUUUGGCACAGAGCAACAAUAGCUACACCAAGCCAGAUGUGCCAGCUACGCGCUCCAUGGAUACCCUCUCGCUCUCCAACAACGACUUUUACGCCAUGUUUGGUUCCACCCCGCGCCCCCAAGACAAUGUGCCAAUCCCGAACGUAACCAACAGCCUUGACACGCUUCCCUUUCAAGAUGCCAUCUUCACGGGUCAAGCAAGUGUCUUUGCCCAGGAUGGCAAUUCUCCUAGCAGCAACAGCGAUACGUUUUCCAGCCAGCAAUGGCCCUGGACCACCGCAACGGCCACACCCGUCAACGGCACCUUUGGAUUCGGCAGUCUAUCUACCUCUCCUUCACAAGAUUGCCUCCCUAACCUUGGCAACGACUGGUCAAUACCUUCCGCUGGCUUCAAUCCACUUUGGUCUGCUGGUGAUCUUCCCUUGGAUCCGAGCAAGUUUAGCGACAGCUUGACACAGCCAAUUUCGCACAGCGGCGAGUCCAAACAGAGCGGUCCCGGUCUCACCGCGGCUUCUUCAGCCCACUCGGAGAUUGGAGAUGCAAAUAUAUUCGGCGACAUGGAAUUCAAACCACCUCAGUCGGCUGCUAGCGAGUCCCUUUUUUGGGAGGACAGCCCGGUCUAUCGCUUCAACACGUCUGAGCCAACCGAGAGCAUCACUGCGCCAGCGACAAUGCCAACUAGCAGCAUAUCCAUUCCCAAUGUUCAGCAUCUCGAGCCCACUUUCGCCAAGAGCUUGAGCGCUGCGCCCACGACGAUGACGAGUACCGCUUCAAAUGACUUCGCCGAGACUAGUGCGAUUGCAAUGCCAACCACCAAUUUUGAACAUGUUAUUCCCAUUGAUCCCUGGCCUCUGGAUCAGAACAACGCAGUGUUUGGCGGGAUGAACACUUUUGAGCUCUCUUACACCAACAACUGGUUUUAG
This is a messenger RNA of Cucurbitaria berberidis CBS 394.84, 1482 nucleotides long. RefSeq lists its product as uncharacterized. The record is from RefSeq and is a predicted model, not a curated record. Gene Ontology annotation, molecular function: copper ion binding; DNA-binding transcription factor activity, RNA polymerase II-specific; RNA polymerase II cis-regulatory region sequence-specific DNA binding. Gene Ontology annotation, biological process: intracellular iron ion homeostasis; positive regulation of transcription by RNA polymerase II; intracellular copper ion homeostasis. Gene Ontology annotation, cellular component: nucleus. Lineage: Eukaryota; Fungi; Ascomycota; Dothideomycetes; Pleosporales; Cucurbitariaceae. The transcript is spliced from 2 exons. Bases 1 to 1482 code for a protein of 493 amino acids.